GUGGACUUCACAAGUGUUUUUGAAGUUAUUGGCUAUUCCAGGAGAAGUGUUUGUGCUUCCAGUGGGUUAGCAAGCUUAUUUAAAACCUUUUCAUCUUGGAAAAUGUGCUAAAAAUAACAAUAAUAAUAAUGGGGGCCCAAUGCAGUUCAAUAGCUAACUUGAGCAACAAUGAACAGUUGUUUCAAUUGUGUGGUUCGAUACCUUUGACAGCGAACGACCCAGCUUGGAACCAGCUAUUUUCUUUUAAUCUCCAGAUCCCGCUUUCCAACUCAGAGAAUCAUGAAUUUAUUGAAGCAACAGCCAACCUUUUUCAAGUUCUUGAAAGCAAUAAUCAAGCUACCAGAAACACAAGCUCUCUGUUGAGGGUGUUUCUUGCUAGAGCAACCGAGCUUAAAGCUUCUGCACAGUGUGAUAAUAGAAUUUUCAUAUGGCAAACUUGCAAUGCUCUUUUCAUUGUACGUUCCAUUUUCAGCCAUUGGAUUCGUUUAGAAAAAGAGGCUGUAUUGAUUAAAAAAUUUUCAUUUCAACAAGAAGAUAGCUGUGAGAGUUUGUUAGAAAACCUUGCUGUUCAACUUGUAGAAAUAUUGGUGGAUGUUCCUCUUAGGGAGGAAACUGCCCUUCUACACAGAGAAUGUAUUCAAACACUCAUGUUACUUCUCUUUGUGGCUGCUUCAUCAUACCUCACCAACAACAAGUCCAUUAUUUUCAAGUGUUUAAUGCAUGGGCCGGGAGCCUUGCACGCUGGUUUACUAACACGCACUUUGCUACAACAUUAUUGUCAGCAGCAACCAGUUCCUGUUCGGUGGCUCAGAAAACCUGAGCAGGGUGGCAGUAUUGUUCUUGGCCUAGCCACUGGACUCUGGAGUCUGUUGUCUCGCAGUAGUUCUUCGGCAGAACCAGUUGAUGCUCUGUCUGAUUUUGCUAACCAGUCCUUACUUUUACUGCUUGUCUUGACUAACCACUGCAGUAUGGAAAAGAAUUGGUCUAAUCCCUAUCGGCAAGCCCUGCUGUCUUUUACCGAUUCCCAAGAUCCCGUUCAGGUAUCUCCCGUCCAUCCGUCAGCUUGUUUUAGGUUGGACUAUUCGGUUUUGUAUUCAACGUUAUGCGAUCGUUUAGGGGACGAAAGAACAACUUUGUUGCUUUACAUGCUUCUUCAUCAGCAUCAACAAUUUCGCAACUAUGUUUAUACUCACGCUGAUAUUCAGAGAAUGGUUAUUGCCUUACUUCAAGAGCUAUUUAAGGGUGACGAUGAAGGAUCUCAUCAUCUUUACAUGUCCCUGAUUAUUCUUCUUUUGCUGAGCGAAGACGAAGGCUUCAAUUCUAAUAUCCAUAAUGUGAUCAUCCGAAAUCCUUUGUGGUACACGGACCGUGUACUGAAUGAGGUCAGCUUAGGUGGCUUAGCUGUAAUCGUCAUCACGCGGACUAUUCAGCGGAAUAUAGUGAAAGCUAGUGACAAAUAUUUACAUACCAAUUGUCUUGCUACGCUUGCUAAUAUGGCGGCGUAUUUCCGCCGGCUACAUCCUUACACAUGCGAAAGGCUAGUUUCACUUUUAUGUACCUUGAACAAACGAAGAAUCCGCGUUGUACAGCAGCUGAAAUCUAGCGACGUAGAAGGUGCAUCAAGGGAACAGCUGGAACAAGACCUUAGUAUUCUCGAGGAAGUACUACGAAUGCUGUUGGAGAUUCUGAAUGCUGCUUUCACCCAUCAACUAGGAUGUAAUCAAAAUCUGAUUUACAGCGUGUUACAUAAAAAAGAAGUUUUGGACGUACUAAGAAGACAUCCGGCAUUCCAAGACAUUGUUGCCAAUCUUGAUACUGUUUCCAACUAUUUCAGUAACAGAAUCAGUCAAUUAAGUGAACCGGGUGUGAAUGAAAUCCUCCACUCUAUACAAUUAGGUUGUGUUGAUUUUCCUAAGGAUCAACUCAAGAAAUUUCCAGAACUUAAGUUUCGCUAUGUGGAAGAAGAUCAGCCCGAAGAGUUUUUUAUUCCAUACGUUUGGUCCAUGGUUCAGUCAACUUCCGCCCUUUGCUGGAGCAAUGAUGAUAUGACCAUAGGGUCAGAGAACGAGGCGAAAUAGACAAGAUUCUGAAAGCUAAAACCAUAUACCUAUUGUUUGCUAAUGCCUUUUCGGUUAAAAGUUUUGUGCAAGAAGUUGUCUUACUUCGAAUAUGCAGUGCUCGAUUAGUGUCUGCGUACGUAUAAAUAUUUCUUUAAAAUUCA
This is a messenger RNA of Daphnia carinata, 2221 nucleotides long. RefSeq names its product dymeclin-like. Gene Ontology annotation, cellular component: Golgi apparatus. The record is from RefSeq and is a predicted model, not a curated record. The transcript has 12 exons. Bases 129 to 2078 code for a protein of 649 amino acids. NCBI's taxonomy places the organism in Eukaryota, Metazoa, Arthropoda, Branchiopoda, Diplostraca, Daphniidae. Gene Ontology annotation, biological process: Golgi organization.